Messenger RNA from Eleginops maclovinus (Patagonian blennie), 3895 nucleotides. It is a transcript of the gene csgalnact1a, whose product is annotated as chondroitin sulfate N-acetylgalactosaminyltransferase 1a. Gene Ontology annotation, molecular function: glucuronosyl-N-acetylgalactosaminyl-proteoglycan 4-beta-N-acetylgalactosaminyltransferase activity. Lineage: Eukaryota; Metazoa; Chordata; Actinopteri; Perciformes; Eleginopidae. Gene Ontology annotation, cellular component: Golgi cisterna membrane. Bases 500 to 2236 code for a protein of 578 amino acids. The transcript is spliced from 9 exons. The record is from RefSeq and is a predicted model, not a curated record.
CUUUGUUUUAUUUUGAAGGCUGCCCUCCUCUACUUCCGGUGGCGUCUCCACGGAAUGCUUCACCUUCUCUCGGAUACAACAGGCGCUCAGAGCCGCUCCUGCAGUCCGGUGUGUGGCGGAGGACCGGGCGGAGGAACGGACCACAGCACCGGGACAGAAACACUCACACAGUCCGGAGGAGGGACCGGAGAGACGGCGGGGCGACUACCGGAAAUCAUGAGGACUCUCGGCUCUCCACACAGGAUUUUCUCUGCCAUGAAACUGAACAUUUCUGCUCCAUCGCCCCCCCGGCUCAUGAGUCACGUAUGACUGAGGGAUGAUGUCACCAUGUUUCCAGCCCAACGCGGAGCUCUUUCCACCAGCAGGAGAGAGUUUCCUCUCUAAAUAAUCUGACCUCGCGCUGAUAAAGCUCCCCGCUGGGUGAUGGAACAGACUCACACACACCCUCUUAUCGUCGGAGUGUGUGACGUCACCUGAUAUAUCUGUGUGUGUGUGUUUGAUGCUACAUGACGCCAUGCUGCGCCGCGGCCUCCUCUCCUGGGUGUCCCGUGUGGGAGGCGUGUUGGUGCUGCUCUGCUGCUCGCUGUCGCUGCUGUACGUGAUGACCUGCAGCCCUCCGCACUCUGUCGAUCCCCCGCUGAGCCUCGCGCUGCCCCGCGCCGGACCCAACCACGCCUCCCUGGGGCCGGGGACCGGAGGAGGAGGAGGAGGAGGAGGUGCUGGAGGAGGAGUCAGAAAUGCUCAGGGCAGAGGGCCUGCAGGAGCUCCGUCCUACCAGGUGCUGCUGCAGGAGCGCGAGGAGCAGCACCGCCUCCACAUCUCCUCCCUGAAGAAGCAGAUCUCGCAGCUGAAGGAGGCUCUGCAGGAGCGCAGCCAGCAGCUGAAGGGAGUGCAGGAGAGCCUGAAGAGAGCGUCCGGGGGCCCCGCUGAGGCCCAGGAACCAGGAGCCCGAUCCCAGGGGGGUUUGCUGGGGGAGAACCAAGGCGCAAAGAGCCAGCAGUCCGACCUGCAGGACUUCCUGAGGAGCCAGGCGGCGAAGGCGGAGGUGAGCGUCGGCGUGCGGCUGCCCAGCGAGUACGCCGUGCUGCCGUUCGAGAGCUUCACCCUGCAGAGGGUCUACCAGCUGGAGACGGGGCUGACCCGGCACCCCGAGGAGAAGCCGGUGAGGAGGGACAAGAGGGAAGCGCUGGGGGAGGUCCUGGAGACGGCCCUGCACAGCCUCAACACCCCCGCAGCCGAGAAAACCAGCAAGGUGUACACGCCGUCCGACUUUGUAGAAGGUAUCACGCGUACGGAGAAGGACAAAGGGACACUGUACGAGCUGACCUUCAGAGGAGAAGCCGCUCAGGAGUUCAGGCGCCUCGUCUUCUUCAGACCCUUUGGCCCGCUGAUGAAGGUCAGGAACGAGCAGGUGGACACGUCCAACGUCCCCAUCAACAUCAUCGUCCCGCUGUCCAAACGCACCGAGAAGUUCAAGCACUUCAUGACCAACUUCAGGGAAGUGUGUGUGCGUCAGGACGGCCGUGUCCAUCUGACCGUGGUGUAUUUCGGGACGGAGCAGAUGAGUGAGGUCCGCAGCACGCUGGAGAACACGUCCAGGGAGGCGAGCUUUAAGAACUUCACUCUGCUGCAGCUGGACGAGGAGUUCUCUCGCGGACGGGGCCUCGACGUCGGGGCCCGGGCCUGGAAGGGAGGAAACGUGCUGCUGUUCUUCUGCGACGUCGACAUCUACUUCACCGCCGACUUCCUCAACACCUGCAGGCUCAACACGCAGCCAGGUAAAAAGGUUUUCUACCCGGUGUUAUUCAGCCAGUACAACCCCACUCUGAUCUACGGGAGUCCUGAACACAUCCCUCCUGUGGAGCAACAGCUGGCGAUAAAGAAAGACACCGGCUUCUGGAGGGAUUUUGGAUUCGGGAUGACUUGCCAGUACAGAUCCGACUUCAUCAACAUCGGUGGUUUUGACAUUGACAUCAAAGGCUGGGGGGGUGAGGACGUGCACCUGUACAGGAAGUACCUCCACAGUAACCUGCUGGUGGUCCGGGCCCCGUCCAGAGGCCUGUUCCACCUGUGGCACGAGAAGCACUGCGCCGACGAGCUGCCGCCGGACCAGUACCGCAUGUGCAUGCAGUCCAAGGCCAUGAACGAGGCGUCGCACGGCCAGCUGGGGAUGCUCUUCUUCAGGCAGGAGAUCGAAGCGCACCUCCGCAAACAGAAGAACCCCAAGAAGACCUGAGGCUGAAGCAGACGGAUUAUAGUCUCAGAAAGGACUGCAAAUAACCGGGAGGACUUCACCUGGUCUGGACCGGAUCAGGUUUUACAGGAACGGUUCGACAUCUUGGAAAACACGCUUCGGACUCCACUCUUGUGUCUGUAGGCUAACACAUUGAGCUAGUUAGCAGGUAAUUAGCUUAGCACAACAUCUCUCUGUAAAGUAAGACUCACUCUGAUGUCUGAAUAUUGAGCUAGAGUUAGCUUAGCACGAAGACAACGGGGAAACGGGAACCAGCAAAAAGCUGCACACCUUAAUUAUACAAAUUAAGAUUUGGUUAUGUUUCUUUGGUUAGCCAGGAACCUAUAGAUUGCAGGUUAUUAGCUUAGCUUAGCAUGAAGCCUGGAAGUCAUUCAAAUCAAAAUGUCUGUAUUUUUCUGUAGCUGUGUGCUGUAACAUUUCUGGGACUUGCACAGACUAUUCCCAUGUCUGUAUGCUGAAUAUAGAGCAGGAGUUAGCAGGUAAUUAGCUUAGCAUAAAGGCUACACAUCCGAGGUAAAACAUGUGUGGAAUUUCCUGACGUUCGCAGUCCACAAAUCUGAAAGCAUAAUGCUCCUUCCCUCUGAUGCUAAGCUAAGCUAACUCAUUCUCGCUUAGCUUCAUAUUUAGCCUCUCUAACUCCACAAGAAAGCAAACAUUUCCCAAAAUGUCAAACGAUUCCUUUAUUGAAAAAUGUGAAGACUUCCUUUCUAAAGACCUUUCAAAGACUCGGAGCACCUGAGAGGACAGCAAAGGGUUCAGAGGAAUCCAAACGGACUCGAGGAAUUCGUCGCCGCAACUGAAGUCGGACGUUCCUAAUCCCCAGUCUGAAAACACCUGUAAUUUAAGGUGUAGUUUGUGUUUUCCUCUGUAGCUGGAACACAUGUACAGUAUAUGUGUGACUCUGACCCAUGUGUGACUCUGACCCCAUGUGUGACCCAUGUGCCUUGUGUGAAUAAACCCUUUGUAUGUGGGGCAACAGCGCCACCCAGUGGACAGACUAUGAGCAACAUGCCUGCAUUAAAACAAGUGAAGGACUGCCUCUGAAGGCUUUUAAAACAUAUUUUUAUAAAUUAUUCAUUCCUUUUAUUUAUGUUUGUCAUCAUUUGUAAAUGCCACCGUGUAUUUGGAGUAUUAUGGGAUGCAGACAGUAUUAUGUGUGGGUCUAAAAACAUGUUUUUUUGUCGCUAAAAUCAACGUUUUUCUAAAUAAGCCUUUGUAAUUUCAGACCUUUGUUUAAAAGCCCAAAAUAAAUGUAAAAUAGGUUUAUUUUUAAAAGGUUUAAUUUAAAAAAGUGACUUGUUUGUGUUUUUUGUCACAUUUUCUGUUCGCAUUAUGAAUAUACAAAGGGUUGUUGACAGGGCGCUGACGAUGGCUUUAAAAGUCAGAAUUAGAUUUAUCAAACAUGCGUUACUGCAGUCACAGAAACUGGAGAUGUUUCAAAAUGUAUCUGUCGCUAACCUUCCUCAGCUUUAGCUCCAGCACUUCAAUCAAAACAAGCUGUACUGAAGAGGCACUUUUUCUCAAUCCUGUUUUUGAUUUCCUCUGCCAUUGAAACAUUCCUUGUAUAAAAUGAAAUUUGAAUAAUAUUUGAAAUGUAAUUUUCACUUCCUGUAAAUGAGCUGAAUAAAACAUAUUUGUGCA